ACUGAGUGGCUGAAGCGGAGCACCACCUUCAUGUCCAUCCUCGCCCACCACAAUUGUCCUCCCCACCCGUGAGACGGCGGAGUCACAAGCCAGUCACCUCCAGGACAGCCAGCAGCGCAGGGAGACCCACAAGCCCUCACCCAGCAUGGGCCCUGUCCUACUGCUCAUCUCCACGCUCCUGUCCAGCUACUUCCAUUCAGGGAGAACGAUUGAUGUGCCGACAACAUUCACAAUAAGAAACAUCACCCUGGCCAUCGAGCCCAACACUGAUGUGAUUCGGGACACCAACGUAACUGUGAGAUGCAAAGCCAUCGUCAGCAGCUCAGGGGAACAACCCUUGAGUCGCUCUUACACCAUUUAUAAGGACAGCUACGAGGUGUACACCAAGACCACCAGCAGCUCCGAGGAUCUGCUCUACCCGCUGCCCCAGGCCAGAGUCUCCAAUACCGGCAAAUACAAGUGCAAGAUCGACAUUGAGGGCAGGCAGAUGGUCAGCAAUUCGAAGAAGCUCACAGUCACAGGCUUGUCAAGACCCAUGUUCCACAUCAACAAGGGUGUGGUCACUGAGGGAGAAGAGGUCACGGCCAGAUGUGCGGCCCCUCAAGAGACGGGCUCCAUUUUCUUCUAUUUCUACGAGGACUCCAAGGAGAUCGUCGAGGAACGAGUCAGCUCCAACCAGGCAGAGGUCAAGCUUCGUUUCAGCAGUGCCGGCAUCCGCAGAAUUCACUGUGACUACACCGUCUUAAUAACACCAGACUCCAUCAAGUCCAGCGAAAGCAACAUCGCCACAGUUUCAGUCAAAGAGCUUUUCAUCACACCGGUUCUUGAAAUUUUCCCUGAAUACAACAUCUACGAAGGGGACCGACUCGAUAUCUCCUGCACCAUCAGGAAUUCUCCGUACUCCUCUCAAGCAGUCAACCUCUUCCUGAGCCAGGGGACCCAGCUGCUCAGCAAUGGAAACUCUAAAGUCAACUACAGCAUGAUUGCACUGGCAAAGGAUUCUGGGGAGUUUGAGUGCAGAUUAGAAAUGGGAAACGUUGUGAAAGUCGCCACAAAAAUGGUUUCAGUGACAGAGCUGUUUUCAGUGCCCACACUCACCAUGUCUCCUGCUGAGGUCUUCCCAGGGGAUGAUAUGAGGCUAACUUGCAGAAGUGAAAACCACGCUUCCGAGAGGCUCCACAGGGACGAAGUGACUUACACUAUUUAUCCGCUGGAAAGCCAUCUGAGCGCCAGCAGGCAGGCUGGAGUAUUCUCUGGCAAAACCCUGCUGUAUGAUUUCAACUAUACCUGCACAGCCCAAGCCAAGGGCAUCGUGAAGCGCAGCCGAAUCCUAACCGUUCGCCCCAAAGUCUCUGUCUCUCAGCCGAAAAUUUCAUUGUUGGGCAAAGUGAUUGUGGGAAGGCCAUUCGAGAUCCGGUGCCAGUCGGACAGAGGCAGCCUGCCAAUAAACUACACCCUGUGGAGGAAAAACAACUGGUUGAACACCACCACCGUCAAGCUGCCCGAUGAACAAGCCGUGUUCACCAUCACCAUCCAGCGGUCUGAUGAAAUAAGCCAGUUUAUGUGUGAGGCACAAAACAAUCUGCAUGCAAACGGCAUACUGAGCAAAAGCCUCAAUGGCACCGUUACAGUUCCUCUGUCGGAUCCAAAGCUGACCGUCAACCCCAGCUUGGCAGACAUUGCAGAGGGAGACCACAUCCACCUGAACUGUGCAAUUAGAGGUACAUGGCCGGUCACCUUUAAGUGGUACCGCACUGGAAUUGCCCAGCCACUGUACACCACCACCUCCAAGCAGACCAGCAUGGAUUUCCAGAUCCCCAGCCUGGGCAGCCAGGACAGCGGCACCUACUACUGCGAGGCCAUCAAUGAUGCUAACAACCUCGUCCGCAGCCCAUCAGUCACCAUAGAGGUGCACAUGGCGAUGUGGAAGAAAGCUGUGAUCGUGGCGGCUUGCCUGCUGGUGGUGGCGGUGCUGGUGCUGCUGUUAGUGCUGCGCUUCAAGGCCAAGAGAGGUAAAAGAGAGGCGGCUGCUGAAUUGUCAGUAAAGCCUUCAAGCCCUAAAUCAGAUGACUCUUUCGCUGUGAAUCUAAUCCACGACAAAGAGGUUUAUAACGCAGCCACAGACGCAGCAUCACGCUAUGAUGGCACAGAGGGGAGAGUGACCAAUUGGACGCGAGAUAGUGUGGCAUCACUUCCUGCUGACAUCAGCAACAGGAGCAGCUACAGUAUCCAGCCACAGUGUAGAGAAGCCCUGCAGUGGGAGGGACAUGAAAUAAUAAAACAAUAAACUGUUUCAAAAGGAAAAAAAAAAAAAAAAAACUUUCCAAGCAUGAAUGGAAUAAAGCAAAGCAAAGAACAAAUUGGAGCCGAGACACACGAGUGGCAGUGAUCCUGUAUUUUUUAAAUACAGAAAUGGAUGACCAAAGUUUGGGAUUUGGAUAUUUUCCUCACUGCUUGGCUUUCCUCUCUGAGAGCACCAAAUGUAAAGGAGGGGCUUGUUGCAACAAGACAUAAACCAAGACCUGUUGUUCCCUCUCCCCUCCUCCUGCACUCUAAAUGGGCCUUUCAUUUUAUAAUUAUUAAUCAACAUUACUUUCUGUGUCCUUUGUUUCUUCAUCCAGCAUGUCCGUCUGAUUGCACAUCCUUUAUUGUUGCAACUACUCUUUUUGUCUGAUGUGCAAUUUUUUUUUUUUUUUGACCAACUGAUUUGUAUAUACAUUUUAUCACCAUCAGUAGAAAUGUGUGUAUAUAUUUGUGGUUGAUCCCUUGCUGAUUGGAAGAAGCACUUGUAGAAUAAAGAAGUUGGUUUUAUUUA
Messenger RNA from Myripristis murdjan (pinecone soldierfish), 2815 nucleotides. RefSeq names its product platelet and endothelial cell adhesion molecule 1b (gene pecam1b). Gene Ontology annotation, molecular function: transmembrane signaling receptor activity. Bases 146 to 2287 code for a protein of 713 amino acids. NCBI's taxonomy places the organism in Eukaryota, Metazoa, Chordata, Actinopteri, Holocentriformes, Holocentridae. Gene Ontology annotation, cellular component: external side of plasma membrane. The transcript is spliced from 12 exons. Gene Ontology annotation, biological process: immune response; cell surface receptor signaling pathway. The record is from RefSeq and is a predicted model, not a curated record.